Asterias rubens (European starfish) is the source of this 2307-nucleotide messenger RNA. RefSeq names its product adhesion G-protein coupled receptor D1-like. Gene Ontology annotation, cellular component: membrane. The record is from RefSeq and is a predicted model, not a curated record. The coding region runs from base 586 to 2016 and encodes 476 amino acids. The transcript is spliced from 19 exons. Gene Ontology annotation, molecular function: G protein-coupled receptor activity. Lineage: Eukaryota; Metazoa; Echinodermata; Asteroidea; Forcipulatida; Asteriidae. Gene Ontology annotation, biological process: cell surface receptor signaling pathway; adenylate cyclase-activating G protein-coupled receptor signaling pathway.
GUCCUCGCAGCAUUUUCGGAGCUGACCAAUCCAAAGCAAGACUUGUCAACCGAAGAAGAACUAUCAGUUGUGGCUGAGACAGAAGUUGCUCUUGAAAAGUUGGCCGAAACACUUCCCGACGGGAGUUGUACGUCGAUUGAAUAUUCGGCAAACAAUGCCGCACUUUGCCGCUCUUCAUCGUUGCAAAACCUGACUGGUGGGUACAAGUUCAAUACUGACGGGGCUCAGCUUGGGAGUUUGAACUUUGACCUCUCGCAGGCAGAUCCUGAUGCUGACAGCUUCACCUUGGUGAUUUUGAGGAAGGAAAACAAAGAGAGUGAAGUCAAUAUAGAAAACUUUCAAUCGUCAAGUCACGACGACUCGAUCAAACACAGCUCAGUUGGAGUGAACAGCGCCCUUUUGUCUUUCUCUUUCUCAGUUGAAGGACAGCGGCAGUCAGUUCCAGUAGAUUUCGGUUUGAAUAAUUUAGCAGAGGUAUACGACCAGCCAUUUACCAUUCAGGGAAGGAAUGGCAUUACAAGAAAUCCAAUCUGUGUCUUUUGGCAGACGAUCGAUAAAGAAUGGUCAACUUGGGGAUGCACAAAGAUGGACUCUCUGUCAUCUAAAGACCUUACUCAGUGUUCAUGCAACCAUUCUACAAAUUUCGCUGUUCUGAUGCAGGUUACUUCUGAUGACUCCAGUUCGCAAGCUCUGACACUCAUCACGUAUAUCGGGUGCGGCACAUCCAUUGCUGGAUUACUCCUUACUCUAUCAAUCUAUGGUUUCCUAUGGAGAAUGCUGUGUUCAGACCGCACCUUCAUUCACACCAAUUUAUCGAUUUCAAUCUUAGCAGCUCAGAUCCUAUUCAUUGCUGGUAUAAAUAGAGUCGAAAUCAAAGUUGUGUGCAAAGUGAUAGCCUUCUUUCUGCAUUUCUUCUACCUGUCUGCCUUUGGUUGGAUGUUGGUAGAGGGCGUGCAUCUCUACAUGAAGGUGGUCAAAGUCUAUGGCAGUGAGAACAUUAAGAUAUACCGCUACGUUCUCAUCGGCUGGGUCGCACCUGCUGCAAUUUGCUUGAUAUCAGUCGCUGUGAAUGUUGAGGGGUACGGGACGGAUCGUAGUUGUUGGCUGGACACGACGUCUGGGGCGAUAUGGGCCUUCGUAGCUCCAGCUUUACUGGUCAUAACGUUCAACAUGCUUGUUCUGGCGAUGGUUGUUCGUAUCGUGGUCCAUUCAACUAAACUCCAUCAAGAGAAACAACAUGACCACAUCAAAGCUGGGUUGAAGGGCGCCCUCGUACUGCUGCCGAUCCUGGGCAUGACAUGGCUCUUUGGAAUGCUUGCCUUCAACAGCGCCACCAUCGUUUUCCAGUAUCUCUUCGUCAUCUUCAAUUCUUUCCAGGGACUCUUCAUCUUUCUGAUCUAUUGCGUAUUCAACUCAGAGAUGAAAGCUGCAUUUGCUCGAAAAAGAGGGACAAGAAUAAGAGCACUUGGAUGGGGAACAUCGAGCGGGUCCACAUCCGGGCAUGUCAGCAAGCAGGUCACGGAGUUAACAUACUUGCCCAGCCCAGCCGACGGAGGGCGUAAAGAUGCAGAUGAAUCUGCAUUCAAUUUCGCCGAACAAGGGAUUGCACCGCCAAGAAUUGAAGCGCCUCUCCUGUCAAGUAAACCUAAGGUGCAUUGUGUUGCGAUAAAUACCAGGACGAUUCUACAGGAAACUACACGGAUUUAUGACCCGAGAGGGCUUGUUUGUUUCGAUGACGACUGUGAAUGUGUUGAGCCAACUACUGGUAAUGAUAACUUCACGUCUUUGAAUGAUGGUCAGGCCCCUUGCGAUCCGAAAUCGGGGUCAAUUCUGACCCCCGUAUUGGAAAAGACAGAACCCGAGAGGGCCUCCUCUUUAUCAAAUAGCGAGAAUGAUGCCGGCUCGACCUCCGUAUCAUCAUGGAGCAAUAAACUAGAUGGUAUCAUCAAGGCAGAAGUGGAUAAGAGGUACGCCGAAAGGUGGCCCAAUUCCGUGGCGAUACUGGUAGAUACAUAAAACGCAUCGUCUACCAGAUUACUUAAGUGUCACUGAAUGUUCGCCAUGUUUGAAUUCAAUGGCAACUUUCCUGUCUUGUUCUACAUCGGGUCAGCAGACUGAAACUUGGAAUACUGGAUUUAACAUUAUGAUUGUAUGAUAUUGUAAAUAAUAAACAGUUAGUCAUUCCUAUAAACUCUGACUCUAAACACUGGGACACCAAUACAAGACGUAUGACGUACACCACCUCCAGGCUCAUGGAUUACGUCAAUCACCGGUGGAGAUUCUGUCCCGGAGAUUGUGUGCCCCCCC